AUGGGUGGUGCCAAAUUUACGACGGCGUUUAUGGGACUCAAGCGUAGUCAACUUCAAGAAAUCGCGCAGAGCACGUUGGACGCGAUUGAGAAUGGCACGGUCACCAUCACUGACAUUUCUCAUGAUCUCGCUGCCAAAGUCAACUUCUCAAAUCAUAACACUCGUUAUUAUGCUCCAGAUUCUUUGCUAUCCACCUGGUCCACCAGUGCUCCACCACGUAAUCUCGCAGCUACAAAAUCUGAGGUGUCCAUCCUAGAGGUUUCGACCCUUGACGGUGCCAGAUUGUUAUUCAAUACUCUUUCAUCUCGCUCCACUAGCUUCGGCAGGAUAGCAAUAUUGAACUUUGCGUCUGCUACACGUCCUGGAGGCGGUUUUCUGAAUGGGGCACAAGCUCAAGAGGAGUCUAUAGCCCGGUCAUCCACACUCUAUCCCUCUCUAAUGACGGACACCGCGCAACGCUUCUACCGACUACAUGUCCGUGAUAGAAACGGAGGGUAUUAUCAUCACGCAAUGGUCUACACACCUUCUGUCGUGAUCUUGAAGGAUGACACAGGGGAUUGGGCGUCGCCUUUCGAAGUCGAUGUUCUAACAAGCGCAGCUGUAAAUGCUGGCGAUGUGAGAAAGAAAGCUGGGGAUGAGCCACAGCCUGCGGGGAUUGAGAUGCCCAUCGAGUCUGCUAUGAAAGAGAGAAUGGGGCGCAUCUUGUUCUUGUUUGAACAGCAGGGUGCUAAGAACAUCGUCUUGGGCAGUUUUGGAACGGGGGUAUUUCAAAAUGAUGUCGAAGUUGUUGCGAGGAUCUGGGCAGAGUUAUUGGCUGUGAAAGGUGCGCGAUACCGGCAUUCGUUUCAUCGCGUAGUAUUCGCCAUCCUUGGGAAGGAUACCUUUACCACUUUCGAGCAAUCAUUCGAGAAGCAGACUAGUACUGAUACCAUAGUCUUCCAUAACUGA
Suillus clintonianus is the source of this 948-nucleotide messenger RNA. RefSeq lists its product as uncharacterized. The coding region runs from base 1 to 948 and encodes 315 amino acids. The record is from RefSeq and is a predicted model, not a curated record. The transcript is spliced from 2 exons. NCBI's taxonomy places the organism in Eukaryota, Fungi, Basidiomycota, Agaricomycetes, Boletales, Suillaceae.